AUGCCGAAGGUCUCGUUGUCUGCAGCGCGAGCACGCGACGGUGAGAUCUUGGAGAAGCUGGGCAAAGUCCAGAAGGCCGCUGAGAGCCACAAGCAGCAAACAAAGCUCCACCAACAGCGCCACGAGUGGAUCGAGCAGGCCAGGGGCUUGCAGCGCGAGGCGCGACGACUGGAGGAUGAGCUUACGACCGCCACGGUCGAGCUUGGGCUUUGGCCCGAGCUAGAAGCAGAGGCGAAGGCGGCGGCAGAUGCAACCGCUGAAGUUUGGUCGCAGGUCUCCGGGCUGCGCCAGCUCAUUAGUGCACUGCGCCGCCGCGACUCCGCACGGCUACGGCAGUCGCCGCAGCAGGCGGUGGAGCUGCAAUCUGUGCUCAGCACGGUCGCUUCUGCCUUACAAGGCAUCUCUCCCCACCUCGCGCAGGAGGCGGCCGCUUUGGAGGCGGAGUGUGCCCAGAUGCGAGGGGAGCUGCGUCGUGAGCUCGCGUCCGAGAAUGCCUGGACCACGGAGCGAAAGCCGGAGGAUCGUUGCGAGCUGAGUGACGAGGAGGACCUCAUGCUGGAGCAAGCGGAGGAGGAGGAGUACGCCUCCGAGCUUACUGGCUUGAAUGCCCAGAUCCGGGUGACGCUGGCCCAGCUGGAGGAGGAAAUGGCUGAUUUUCGUCGCCGGAAGCAAGGUUGGGACGACGAAGCCCACUUCCGCUUCCUGCACAUCAAGCAGCAGUUUCAGGGUCGUGGACGUGAAUUGCUCACGGAGCGCCUGCGGCUAGAGUUCCCGCACCUGCCGCGCGAGCAGCUCCAGCAGCACGAGGCGACCUGCGAUGGGCUGAAAUUCGCCAGCCAGCGACAGGCAGCCGCCUUUCGGCAGUGGCGCCGCGAACGGCUGGCACUACUUCGGAGGCACCAGCAGCGGUUCGCCGAACGGCGGCGGGCAUCCGAGCUUCUCGCGUUGAAGAAGCAGGAGCUCCUUGACCUUCGAGAGAAAGGCAAGGCCUUGCAAGGCCGCUUGGAGGUCGACCGCGCCAAGGCGUCGGCGAAGCGUGAGGACUUCACCGUCCCGCAGAAGGUCUACCUGAAAUGGCUGCGGCAGCAGAUGGACGUGGAAAGAGCCUGCAUGGAGUUGCCAUUCACAAUCGCUCUGCUGUGCAUCUUCGGUGCCUUUGCCAUCAUCGGCUUGAGCCAGGAUCGCAUCUACAGAGUCCAGCACGCCAUCCAGGAGGACAUCGCCGCCAACGCCAACUUUGCCUUCAGCGGCUACCAGGGUCACAAGAACUACGAAGAUGUCCACAGCAUCGACGACUUCUGGUCUUGGCUUCGCCUCGGCUUCCUGCCUCUGGUCGUGCAGCCAGCUUGGGCAUACUCGGAGGGCAGAGACGUCGCUGUGGCCAGCGUCUUUGAUCUCUCCACGGGCCCUGCAAGGGAGCCGAAUGAGACAUGGAGACUGACUGCAUUUGGAAGCGGGAGCCAGCCACUGCCCAUCACCAGCGACUACCUGCGCUACAACCGCAUAGUUGGCGGGCUCCGCCUUCGGCAGGGCGUCUCGUCCGGCAGUGGCGCGGCCUGUCGCUUUCCGAGCGCCGGUGCAAGAGCCGCCUGGGAGAGGUGGUAUGGCAAGCCCUGCAUGCCGAACUACCAAGAGGUGAUCUACUCCCCAGAGCAUGGAGACGCGCAGACCUUCCGCGAUCCGGUCAGAGUCGAGUGGCUGCUGCCGGACAUGGAUAGUCUUGAUCGCAUCUACGGCCAGGUCCUGGACAUGCAAGAUGGCUGCUCGCAAAUGGAUGUCAAGAAUCGGAGUGAUCCCCGGCCACUUCUUUGGGACUUUUUCCUCAGGUUCGGUGUAAAGCCGGGAAGAGCCAAGCCCGAAAGCUUCGAAGCCAUGGUGGCCCUUGGUCUUACAGCAGUCCUAUUGGGCCUUGGCUUGGGCCAGGUUUGGGCGCGGUGCGAUGAGUGGAACUCGCUUGAGUAUGUGGACUAUGAUGUCAGUGUCAAUUCUAAACUUUGGUUUGACACGAGUGUCUCAUGCAGCGGCGCCGGGUACAACAUAGCGACCUCGCUUGAGAUCACACAUGUUCAGUUCAGCGUCUGUGCCACCGACUACAACUACUGGACGGGUGCUUCAUCUUUCGGCGUCUACACGCAGGCGUUUGAGGACUGCGCAGUGAGCACCAUACUCCGCAACCAAACCUGCAAACCUGUGGCCCUGGACCCCGAGAAAACGAAUCCCAAAGCCCUGCGAGGACAGCGACUUUGGUCGCAUAGAAGCCUUGUCGUCAAGUGGGACCUUGCGGCACGAUGGCAAUUGCGCUAA
Symbiodinium natans is the source of this 2304-nucleotide messenger RNA. Lineage: Eukaryota; Dinophyceae; Suessiales; Symbiodiniaceae. The record is from the annotation of a GenBank genome assembly.